This is a messenger RNA of Panthera uncia (snow leopard), 9769 nucleotides long. RefSeq names its product NXPE family member 3-like. The record is from RefSeq and is a predicted model, not a curated record. The transcript has 10 exons. The coding region runs from base 902 to 2566 and encodes 554 amino acids. Lineage: Eukaryota; Metazoa; Chordata; Mammalia; Carnivora; Felidae.
UCGGCGUUUUCUAUGAGCUGGGGUUGCACUUGAGAGUGUGACAGCGAGUGAGAGAAUAAAGUGAAAUGCAGAGUGAAGGCAAAUGCCGUUUUUAUACCUACUCCAGGCAGCUCUCUGUUUAAGACAGGGGUUUGUUCCCAAAGCGGCUUUUCCUCCUGGGAUUCUGUGAGGAACGGUGUGAUGAGACAGAGACAGAGUAGGGGUAGGAGCAGAGAGAGAGAGAGGAGAGAGAAUCCCAAGCAGACUCCAUGCUGUCACCAAAGAGCCUGAUGUGGGCCUCCAUCCCAUGAACUGUGAGAUCGUGACCUGAACCAAAACCAGGAGUUGAACGCUUAACUGAUUGAGAUUCAGGUUCCAGAGGGUAGAUUUACAGCAAGUUCUGCUGCUGUGACUCCACAGUGACUUCUCUGCCAUUCAGUGGGCCGUGACUUGAGUCAUCUCCAAAAGAUCUGGAUCUCAGCCCUAGGAGCAGUAGCUGCCUCUUAUCUCUGCUAUUCUUACGAAUCGUUGUUCUUGGGAAGAAUCCACUCUGACUCUCUCAGCCAUGACACUGGGAAUCCUCCCGGCCCCCAACUUGGGUCCCUUUUCACUUCUUAGUGCUUGAAUGCUACACAGAAGACAAUGAAAAUUCUGACUCAGGAAAAAAGCACUCAGUCUUCAAGCAAGGACAUCAUCCUGCACAUUCCCUGCAUCUUCCUAGGUGCCUUCUCUCCACAUUUGACUUCAUUCUGGGUGGUGACUGGCCACAUCAUCCUCACGUUUGGAGAUGCCUUACUUGGGCAAUAUUUGAGCCAUUGGCAGGAUGUUACCCUGUGAGUUGCUAUGAAAAGAGGAAACAAGACUUUGGGGACUUUACAGAGGAAAGACAGAAAGAACAAGAAGAGCUGAGAGGUAUCCUGAGAUGAGGGUCUUGAUCACACACCAGAUGUCUAGUAAACAACUCCAGGCUUCCACAGACCUAUUCAUCAGACCGUUCAGGUGGCACAUGAUUGUGAUUGUGGGAUCAGUCAUUGCAAUUUGUAUCUUGUACAUCAGAGUUUCCUGGCCUAACAGCAUGGCCCCUCUGCCCCCACAGCCCCGCCCCGCCUGCAAGUCCUCUGGCUCUCUCCCCAAGGAGCUCUCGGACCUGACCCAUCUUCUGCACUGGCCUCCCACCCCAGGAGAUGCGGGGGACCUUUUGGCCUCCACCAGUCCCCAGACUUCCACUUACCACCUGAGGGAUCGUUCCCAGGCCAGCUACACCCUGGGAGGCUCCCUAGAGGCCAUCCUUGUCGCCAGAGACCACCAGGGCAGGCCCAAGACCUGUGGUGGAGAUCUGUUUCGGGCACAGCUGCUGGGUCCCCACCUGAAGGCAGGAGUCCCUGGGGAUAUCCAGGAUCUGGAGAAUGGCACCUACCUGUUGUCCUUCCCUCUGCUGUGGGCUGGGCAGGCCCAGGUGCGAGUGCAGCUGAUCCACUCCAGCGAGGCAGUUAGGGUCCUGCGGGGAAUCUGGAGAGACCAAUGGGCCACAGUUGAUUUCAUGGGCUAUUUCCGAGGACCCACAGGAUAUGAAGAAAUUGUGACUUGCAAUGUUAACCCCCUGCUAACUGGGGAGGAAGAGUCUACCUGUCACUACAAGGAUGAAGAUUCUGGUGAGCUCUGGUUCUGUGCUCGACCCCCAACCCUGCCCUGCAACUCACUGGUAGGGCAUUCAAGUGGACAUUACUGGAAUGUGACCACACCACACGAGGAGGCCCUGCUGGCAUGGAACGUGACAGACAAGGUCCUCCCUCAGGGUAUUUCUCCAAUCUGGGUGGCCAAGGAGAGCAACAAGAGUCUGGUUCUGUCCCCUCGACAACCAUGCCACCCUGGGAUCCCAGGCCCAAAGCCCUCUGGCUUCUACCACCAAGAUGUGUGGCACUCACUGUCCUGCUCCGGACGCUCCUUCUCCACUGUUGACAGCAUCCUGGGCUGCCUGGCUGGUCACGUCGUCCACAUGAUGGGGGACUCCACACUUCGGCAGUGGUGGGAGUACCUGCGCGACACUGUGCCCUCCCUGAAGCCUAUGGAUCUACACACCACAUAUCAGACGGGGCCCCUGAUGGCGGUGGAGACCGCUCGGGGCAUAGUGCUGCACUGGCGGGCCCACAGCUGGCCCCUGCACUCCCUGCACACACCAGUGGCCUCCCUGCACUCUGUGGUCCGGGAACUGGGGGGCCUGGCCGGGGGCCCCCACACAGUGGUGGUGCUGGGCCUGGGCGCCCACUUCACCACCUUUCCCCCAUCUGUCUUUGUGCAACGACUCGCAGGGAUCAGGGCAGCCGUGGCUGCGCUGCUGACCCGCGAGCCCCGCACUCUCGUGGUCAUCAAGCUGGCCAAUACCGGCUACAAGUCUGUGUAUGGCAGUGACUGGUUCACCCUCCAGGUGAACCGGCUUCUCCGAGCCGCCUUUGCUGACCUCCGUGUGGCCUUUGUGGACGCCUGGGAAAUGACCUCCAGUCUGGCUCUGCCCGACAGGAUCAACCCAGGGCGGCUUAUUGUCCGCAAUGAGGUCAACUUCCUCCUGUCCUUCAUUUGCCCCAUUUGAGCGCUUCUGCGGGUCCUGGGCUGUGUGGAUGGAGGCGCUGGUGUGAGGAUCAAGCCUGGAACCCCUUCCCCUCAGCUGUCUGUACCUCUUCUCUUAACUGUUUGUUUGUUUGUUUGUUUGUUUGUUUUGGAUGAGGGAAGAAAGAUUUUUUAUUGUAUUUUAAUUCAAACUUAUUGGGUUCCUGGUGAGUUUUAAAUUUAAAAUACUUUAUUAGCCAAUUCUCAGCGUUGGUUCUAUGAAUUGUUCAUCUCAUUUAACUAUUUUUCUCCUAGUUCUUUAGUGUUUGGGGUUUUUUUUAUAAUUUAACUUUAUUUUUUAUUUUUAAAAAUUUACAUCCAAAUUAGUUAGCAUAUAGUGCAACAAUGAUUUCAGGAGUAGAUUCCUUAAUGCCCCUUACCCAUUUAGCCCAUCCCCCCUCCCACAACCCCUCCAGUAACUCUCAGUUUGUUCUCCAUAUUUAUGAGUCUCUUCUGUUUUGUCCCCCUCUCUGUUUUUAUAUUAUUUUUAUUUCCCUUCCCUUAUGUUCAUCUGUUUUGUCUCUUAAAGUCCUCAUAUGAGUGAAGUCAUAUGAUUUUUGUCUUUCUCUGAUUGACUAAUUUCACUUAGCAUAAUACCCUCCAGUUCCAUCCACGUAGUUGCAGAUGGCAAGAUUUCAUUCUUUUUGAUGGCCGAGUAAUACUCCAUUGUGUAUAUAGACCACAUCUUCUUUAUCCAUUCAUCUGUCAAUGGACAUUUGGGCUCUUUCCAUCCUUUGGCUAUUGUCAAUAGUGCUGCUAUAAACAUGGGGGUGCAUGUGUCCCUUCGAAACAGCACACCAGUAUCUUUUAGAUAAAUGCCUAGUAGUGCAAUUGCUGGGUCGUGGGGUAGUUCUAUUUUUAGGUUUUUGAGGAACCUCCAUACUGUUUUCCAGAGUGGCUGCACCAGCUUGCAUUCCCACCAACAAUGCAAAAGAGAUCCUCUUUCUCCGCAUCCUCGCCAACAUCUGUUGUUGCCUGAGUUGUUAAUGUUAGCCAUUCUGACAGGUGUAAGGUGGUAUCUCAUUGUGGUUUUGAUUUGUAUUUCCCUGAUGAUGAGUGACAUGGAGCAUUUUUUCAUGUGUCGGUUGUCCAUUUGGAUGUCUUCUUUGGAGAAGUGUCUAUUCAUGUCUUUUGCCCAUUUCUUCACUGGAUUAUUUGUUCUUUGGGUGUUGAGUUUGAUAAGUUCUUUGUAGAUUUUGGAUACUAACCCUUUAUCUGAUAUGUCAUUUGCAAAUAUCUUCUCCCAUUCUGUCGGUUGCCUUUUAGUUUUGCUGAUUGUUUCCUUCGCUGUGCAGAAGCUGUUUAUUUUUAUGAGGUCCUAGUAGUUCAUUUUUGCUUUUGUUUCCCUUGCCUCCGGAGAUGUGUUGAGUAAGAAAUUGCUGCGGGCGAGAUCAAAGAGGUUUUUGCCUGCUUUCUCCUCAAGGAUAUUGAUGGCUUCCUGUCUUACAUUGAGGUCUUUCAUCCAUUUUGAGUUUAUUUUUGUGUCUGGUGUGAGAAAGUGGUCCAGGUUCAUUCUUCUGCAUGUCGCUGUCCAGUUUUCCCAGGACCACUUGCUGAAGAGACUGUCUUUAUUCCAUUGGAUAUUCUUUCCUGCUUUGUCAAAGAUUAGUUGCCCCUAUGUUUGUGGGUCCAUUUCUGGGUUCUCUAUUCUAUUCCAUUGAUCUGAGUGUCUGUUCUUGUGCCAGUACCAUACUGUCUUGAUGAUUACAGCUUUGUAGUGUAGCUUGAAGUCUGGGAUUGUGAUGCCUCCUGCUUUGGUUUUCUUUUUGAAGAUUGCUUUGGCUAUUUGGGGUCUUUUCUGGUUCCAUGCAAAUUUUAGGAUUAUUUGUUCUAGCUCUGUGAAGAAUGCUGGUGUUACUUUGAUAGGGAUUGCGUUGAAUAUGUAGAUUGCUUUGGGUAGUAUUGACAUUUUAACAAUAUUUGUUCUUCCUUGGAAGAACAUGGAAUCUUUUUCCAUUUCUCUGUCUUCUUCAAUUUCUUUCACAAGCUUUCUGUAGCUUUCAGUGUAUAGAUUUUUCACCUCUUUGGUUAGAUUUAUUCCUAGGUAUUUUAUGGUUUUUCUUCUCUUAACUUUUCUAAUGCACAGGCAAUAAAUCCACCAGUGAGAAUUGGGAUGUGGGGGGUGGGGGUGGCAGGUGAGGGAAACCUGGCAGUGCUGAAGGGAUGAGGCAGAGCCACAGCCAGAAACAUCUAUCAUAUCUGUGCAUAUAAGGAUUGUCAUUUUAUGUGCUGGAGUCUCCAUUUAGAAUGCCAGCGAGCCUUGAAAAGAUAUAAGAGAGGGAUUCCAUUUCAGUUCAUCAGAGCCACCCUCGUGAAGAGCCUGACUAUAUAUAUAAAGACUUUUCGGGGUUGAUUUGUAAAAUAAAAUAUUUCUCCUCAUCGUAAAAGUAAUGCAGUGCUUUUUGUAGAAAACUUGAAAAGGUACCAAAAAAAUAACAAUGAAAAUAAAAGUCACCUAGAAUCCCAUGGCUGGGAGACAAUCACUGUUGAAAUACAUAUAUUCCCAACAAUUUCUCAAUGCAUAAAAACAAAAUUCUAUACCUCUUCCUUUUAUUAUUAUUUUUAUUUACUCAAGAUAUAUCCGAUGGGUUUAUUUUGAGAUUCUAAUGGACAUUAAUUUGGUGUGUGUGCCCCUUGGUCAGUUCAGGUCCUACAAGAAGCAGGUGUCAAGAUAGGAUUAGAAGUGCAAAUAUGUUUAGUGGAAACACCUAUGAGAGAUAAUGCGGAGGAAGCCAGGUAAGGCUGGGAGAGCCUUCAGACCUGAUGCAAGGUUGACCUGGAGUAAAGGAUGGAGGGAAGGAAGGUUGGGUAGAAGCAUGCGAGACCAUCGUGCAGUCUAAGGAAAUUUUGGCAAGACCAGUGAGAAGUUCUUGAAUCACAGUUGACCAUCAGAGGAGUCCUGUAUCUCCCAGGAAGGGGCCAGCCUCAGUAUCCCUGCCGUGCUCAGCUGUUGGCUGGCAGCAGCCCCAUGGGAAGAGUGGCCUCACUGUGAGGGAUGUCAGAGGAUAACAGCUGGGGCCCUUGGUCAAGUACAAGCCCUGCAGUCCACUAGGAAGGCAACAAACAUUUCAAAUAUGUAAUAACUCAGGAAAUACAGUUGAUUUUCUAAAAGAAUGACAAAAGUCAAACUUCAGUCAAAGAAGACAUUACUGAUAUGAUCCAGCAAUUCCACUUCUGGAUAUUUAUCUGAAGGAAAGGAAAACACUAACUCAAAAAUGUAUCUGUACCCCCACGUUCACUGACUACAGCAUUAUUUAUAAUAGCCAAGAUAUGGAAGCAACCUAAGUGUCCACCAAUGGAUGGAUGGAUAAAGAAAAUGCGGUAUUUAUGAAACAGUCAAGGACUGGAACAAGCCCCUGGACACCCAGGGCACUCCCUCUGGGCUCAUAUCCCUUUCCCUGAAGGGCAGAGCAAGAAUCAAGGAGGAAACCCAGACUGGUUGCAACUGAUCCCAGAUGAGAUGGUCACCAAAAUUGACCUUUCACCAACUUUUCUCAUCUUAAUGCUAAAAAACAUGCCCAGAGGUAGAGACUUAACAUGCAAAUGAAACGUCCUGUGCAUGAAGAAGCAUGUUCUGUCAAAUGUACCUGUGCCCCCACUUUCCUGGGCUUCCCCACCCCUACUUGCUUAAGCAACAUUCCUUUUUCCCAUCUCGGCCCCUUUAAAACUCCCUGGCUAUUGUCUGGAGAGCCAGUAUGACACCUUAGUCAUGACUUUGUCUCCCUUCUCCUGCAGCUAUUGCCCCAAUAAAGCCUUGUCUGUACCUUUAAAUUUGGGGUCCAUCCUCAUUUCUACCAUACCUGGGUCCAAGGACCCAAGUGUGGCACCAUAUACACAAUGGAAUAUUAGCCAAAAAAAGAAAGAAAUCCUGCCAUUUCUUUGGGUGGAUCCAACAAUAUGGUUGGAUUUUGAAGGCAUCAUGCUUAAUGAAAUAUGUCAUAUAGAGAAAGGUAAAUGCCAAAUGAUCUUCCUUAUAUAUGGAAUCUGAAAUAAACAAAGAAACUCCUAGGUAGGGAGAACAGAGUGGUGGUUGCCAGAGGUGGGCAGGGGGGCAAAAUGGGUGAAGGGGGUCAAAAGGCACAAACUUCCAGCUAGAAAAUAAGUAAGUCCUGGGAUAUAAUGUACAGCAUGGUGACUACAGUUAAUAAUGCUGUAUUGUAUAUAUGAACGCUGCUAAGAGUAGCUCUUAAAACUUCUUAUGACAAGAAACAAAAUUUUGUAGCUAUGUUGGUGAUGGGUGUCAACUAGACCUAUUGCGGUGAUCAUUUCAAUAAUACAAAUAUCAAAUCUUUAUGUUGUAUACCUGAAGCUAAUACAAUGCUAUACAUCAGUUAUAUUUCAAUUAAAAAAUUAAAAAGGGUGUUUCUUGGUUUAGUCGUCUAAUAGACUUUCCCAAUGACAUUUCUGUUCGUAGACAAAGAUAUGUUGUCUAAUUUGGCAUUGCUGCUGAUAGAAAAUAAAUUAUCUGGAAAUAUUGAUUAUAACGUAUUUAGCGAUUUUACUGAAAGAAAAAAUAAAUUUCAAUAUACAAAAUAAAUUUCAAUAAAUAUACAAUACAAAUAUAUAUAAUACAGAAUUCCACGUGUCUUUAAAAGUUCUGCAAAUAUCGCCAAGCCAAAAUAGAACAUGCAGGCUCCUGUAAUAACGAACAAUUCAGUUGUCUUUGUUUUGCUAACUUUCAUCUGUAUAAAAACACAUUUCUCAGUUUUGUAUUAUGAAGGUAUACUUCUCAGGGCAGAGAGACAAUUAUUUGGCAGAUUAUGAUAACUUAAAUAUUUGGACAUGAGGAACAGUGCUCUGGUUGUGCUCUGGCCGGGGUCUCACAAGUGAUAGAAGCAAACCCACCAUCCAAAAGUAAGGAAGCCAGCCCACAGUGAACCUGGCCACAGCCCUGUGGGGUGCACCCUUGAUGCCCCCCAGGACUGGAGACGCACCCACGUGACCUCACUCUCCUCCCUCCCCAGAUCAGGAUCCUGCCCCUGCUCCCAUGUCAAUCCAUCACUCCGGGAAGAGCAGGGAGUGACCAGUGCUCGGAGGGCGGGGGGGUUGGGGGACGGGCCCCUCGGUCCUACAGGAGGGCUUGUGCCCGGCUUUGCUACAGGAAGCCUAACUCUAAGUAACACCGCCUGAUUUUGGUGUCUUCCCUGCCCAAAAUUGGCUUUAUGAAGCAAGUCAUGAAUCAGACAGCAUCUUAUCCAGCAAGUAGCGAGAUGCUCCCCCUUCUCCGCCUUUGGAAACAAAAUCCACCAGUUUGUGUGGAGAAACAUUGCCUCUUGCUGGCCCUGAAUAAUUAUGUUUCUACAGAGACCACAGGUUAAUAAAGGCCAGUGGCAGGCUGUGUGCCUGGAAACCCAGACUGCAGCUAUCACCCCUGGAGUCUGAAGAAGCCUCUUCCACCUGGGGUCCUUAUGGGGGUCACCACCCACACUCACUCUUCUCAGAUGCAAACUCCCUCUCUCGGGUCUCCUGGGUCUCACCCUCAUCUCAGCUUGUGUUGUCCAAGAUGCACUGGUAACCACUUUAUCACAGUAAUUAUGCUCCAGUGAAAGACCAGGGCCACCAGGGCCGGCAGCCACUCUGCAUCUGAACAGGGAAUAUAGGGAAGCCAAUCGUCAUGCUGGAAGGCAGACAUGGGAGGGAGAGACUGCGUGGUGCCUCAACGGGCCCAGGACCCCAAAGCCCGCUUUGAGCUCCAGAAACUGGGAGAGGCGGGAAGGAUCCUUCCCUAGAGCCUUCAGAGGGGGCACAAUCCGUCCACACCUUGACUUUGGACUUCUGGCCUCCAGAGUUGUGAGGGAAUAAAUGUCUGCUCUUUCAAACCAAAAACACAUCAGUACCAGGGGCCAGUGACACGCAACGAAUGACAUGAAGUUUGAGGCCGACUUGAACCAAAGUGUCACCUCAGCUGAGAUCCGUUGGCCAGUUCAGGCCUUGUAAGAAUGUGCUCAGCUCAGGCCACUAAAAACAUAUUUCAAAUAAAGGAAGGAAAAAAAAGAGGAGGACUAUGUGUCCAUCAUAAUUCACCUUAAAUUUGAAUUCUGUGAAAUGCACAUCAACAGAAGCAUUUCCUGGCUUUUUCUUCUGAAUUUGCUAAGCCACCUGAUGACCAUGGAUAAAGGGGAUCCCACAGAGGGAAACGUACCGGAGCUGAUUGUUAAUUUGGGGGAAUGUUGUGAGCCCUUUCUCAACACAGCCACUAUUAAAUAUUAAAUAUGUGUACAACAAUAUAAAUGUACCUAAUGCCACUGAACUGUAUACUUAAAAAUGGCUAAAAUGGUAAGUUUUUGUUAAGUAUGCAUUAACACAAUAAAACAUUUUUAAUCAAGGGGCGCCUGGGUGGCUCAGUCACUUAAGCCGCCAACUUUGGCCCAGGUCAUGAUCUCACGGUUCAUGAGUUUGAGCCCUGAGUCAGGCUCUGUGCCAACAGCUCAGAGCCUGGAGCCUGCUUCGGAUUCUGUGUCCCCCUCUCUCUCUCUCUGCCCCUCUUCCACUCGUGCUGUCUCUCUCUCUCAAAAAUAAACAUUUAAAAAUGUUUUCUUAAUUUUUAAUCAAGAAAAAAUAUAACCUGGGGCACCUGAGUAGCUCAGUUAGUUACGCCUCCAACUCAUGGUUUCCGCUCAGGUCAUGAUCUCAAAAUUCAUGAGUUUGAGCCCCGUAUGGGGUUCCACACUGCUAACUGUGUGGAGCCUAAUGAGAUUCUCUCUCUCUCCCUCUCUCUCUGCCCCUCCCCCCCAGCACUGUAAAUAAAUAAAUACAUACAUACAUAAACCUAAAAAAAAAGAAAAAUAUAACCUUACAAUAAAUUAUAUUAAAAAGGAAGAAAGCUCGUCUCUGCCUACAUAGUUUACCACGUAUUACUAUUAUCUGUGCUCUUGACGUUAUUUAUGCUGUUGCAUCUGCAUGGUGGGAAUAACGUAGAAGCACCUGCCGCUGUGCAUUUCUUCUUGGCUCAAAUUCAGUGACUUCACAUCGGGAGUCGUAUUAGUCUGCUCGGGCUGCCAUGAUGAAAUGCCACAGACCGGGUGACUUAAAUAGCAGGAAUUUCUCUCAGUUCUGGAGUGCGGGAAGUCCAAGAUCAAGGUUUGGCAGGGUAGGUUGUGUCCUGAGGUCACCGCCUGUAGCUUGUAGGCGGCGCCAUCUUGCUAUGUGUUCACAAGGCCUUCCCUCAGCAUGUGCGUGUGGAGAC